GAUGAGCACACACUUCACUUGCUAAUAAAAUCCAAUGCUACAAUGGCUGCAUUCAGCAGAUUCAACAGUCGGACAACGUUACUAGAUUUUCCGCUGAAUCCCUCAUCCAAUUAGCAUAUAUUUUUAAAUCUAAAGGAAUACACCAAUUAGAUGCAAGAGCUCACUGAGCGCUCAGUGAAAGUUGAGUCUGCUGAAUACAGCCAAUAUGUUAUCCGACGAAGUCACGAAGGUACAAAGCGGAGGGUCUUUCAUCCCCUUGAAAAGUAAAUGCUACCCUUGCAAUUCGAGUUACAAAGUCAAAGUUUCCAUGCGUACACAAGUUGCAUCGCGUGCGAGAGACCAACCGUAAAACUUUCCUCGAUGUCUACCUUCCCUCUCAUAUACAUGGUUCUUUAAUUUUUAAGAUGUGCAAGCGCGCGCAGACUCGCUCAAGUUUUACAUCGUACCAGAUUGCUAGUCACGAGUCAAGUUUGCGACUGGCAAAAGCGUCACGCACACACACACACACUUUUUAUCCAUCAAAAAAUUCUCUUUUAAUGUUAUUAGAAAAAAAGAUAUCGCUCUAGUUUUGAAUCGUAGAGAAUUUAUCAUUCGACUAUACGAUUCAAAAUGAUUCCCAAUGAACAUCACGAGGCGGAUGUCAAGUACGUGGUCGAGCAAAGCCACGUUGUGCUUCGCGUGCUCGGCAUCUGGCCGUCAGAUAGACAGCCGAAUACGAUCGAGAGGAUCGCGAACAUCUUCCUCGUGAUCGUCUGCUACUUUUUCCUUCACUGUGACAUGGUUCCUGGUGUGCUCUAUUACAUGUUCGUCGACGAUGACGUGCGUGAGAAGGCGAAGAUGAUGCCGCCGAUCAUGUACUCGGUCAUGGCGAUCGCGAAGUACGGCAAUUUGAUCAUCCACGAGCGCGACAUCCGAAGCUGCCUGCGGCACAUUAAGGAGGAUUGGGCGGUGAUGAUCGUGGAUGAUGCGCGAGAGGUGAUGAUGAUCAAAGCCACCACUGGGAGACGAUUGUUCAUCCUGUGUUGCACGUUCAUGUAUUGCGCCGGGAUCUCGUAUAACACGAUCGUACCACUGUCGAGGGGGAGCGUCAUCACCGAUGAGAACGUCACGAUCAGACCACUAUCUUGUCCGGGCUAUUAUGUUUUCUUCGAUCCACAGAACAGUCCUGCCUACGAAAUCGUGUUUCUCCUGCAGUGUCUAUGCGGCGUGGUUAUGUACACGAUCACGGUGACAAUUUGCGGCUUAGCCGCGCUCUUCGUGAUGCACGCCGGUGCACAGAUGGAGAUCCUGAUGCGAUUAAUAGAGAGUCUCGUCGACGACUGCAAAUUUGAGCAGAAAAAUAUCGACACGAAGUUGGCGAUCAUAGUCGAGCAUCAAAUAAGGAUACGAAAUUUUUUACGUCUGGUGGAGAAUACUUUAUGCUAUAGCAGCUUUGUCGAAAUAGUGGGUUGUACUACGAUCAUAUGUCUUGUGGGGUAUUGUAUAAUAGUGGAGUGGGAAGAUCGAAACGUGACCGCCCUGUGCUCAUAUGUAACAUCUCUUAUCUCCGUCAUUAUCAAUAUUUUUAUUUUAUGUUUUAUUGGAGAAUACAUAACGAUUCAGGCGGAUGAAGUGAGCUUAACUCUUUGUACGCUCAAUUGGUAUCGUCUUCCAAUAAGUACGGUGCGCAACAUGGUAUUAAUAACAGCUGCUUCAAGCGUUCCACCACAAAUUACCGCUGGCAAAUUCAUCGACCUGUCUUUCAGAACAUUUGGCGAUGUAAUUAAAUCUGCUGUAAUAUAUCUUAACAUGCUUCGACAAUUUACUGAAAAUCCACGUGUCAGGAUGUUCGCCAACAGAUAUUACGAGCACGACAUCAAGUACACGUUCGAGAUGAACCGUUUUCUGCUUCGUAUGUUGGGCAUGUGGCCAGUCGCAUCAACAAAAUUCCCCCUUUUUGGUACUGUAACUACGAUCGUGCUGGUCACCAUAUGCUUCGCUCUCCUUCUGUUCGAAUUAGUGCCGAGCAUGCUCUACAUAUUCAUGGUGCUAAAAGAUACUCGUCGCAGGAUAAACGUCAUAGGCAAUCCAUUAUUCACGACGGUGGCGAUCAUCAAGUACGGCUUCGUGGUGCUCUACAAGAACCAAGUGAAGGACUGCCUGAUGGCGGUUGAUAAGGAUUGGCGAAACGUCGUCGAGUCGAACGAUCGCACCUCGAUGAUCAACAAUGUGAAGAUUAGCAGACGCUUACUCGCAAUGUGCGCUAUCUUCGUGUACCUAACUGGCGUAGGCUGGCGAAUAAUCAUACCACUAUCGAAAGGGAAGAUCGUCACUGCUGAGAACGUCACGAUCAGAGUUCUGCCAUGCCUCGCCUACUUUGUCGUCUUUGACGUGCAGCGCAGCCCCGCUUACGAGAUCAUAUUCGUCGUGCAGUUCUUCUCGGGAUUCAUGAAGUACACGAUUACUGUGGCGAUCUUCGGCUUCGUAACGCUCUGCGGGAUGCACAUCUGCGCGCAGCUGAACAUACUGGCGACCCUGAUGAACAACUUCGUGAAUGAACAUCAUCUUGGAAGCACACACAAGAAACUAGUCGUCAUCGUGAAACAUCAGGUCAAAACUUUACAGUUCUUAGAAUUGGUGCAGAGUACCACCCAGUAUCCAAGUUUAAUAGAAAUCUUGUCAUCUACCCUAUUGAUAUGCAUUGUAGGAUACUAUAUUCUCUUGUACUGGGGAACCCAGAAUACUGCAAUUCUUUUCACAUACAGCAUUGCAAUGUUGACGUUCUGCUUCAAUAUUUUUAUUUUUUGUUAUAUGGGAGAGCAAGUCAUCGAGCAGGGAGAGAAAAUAGCGUUAACACUAUGCACAUUGGAAUGGUACCGUCUUCCGAAUGCACAAGCGCGAGCACUAAUUUUGAUCAUGGCCAUGUCGAAUUCUCCAGUAAAGUUACAAGGUGGAAAAUUCAUUGAUCUUUCUCUCAGAACAUUUGGUACUGUAAUUAAGAUGGCUCUGACGUAUUUAAAUCUUCUUCGAACAUCACAAUUUUAAUAACUUUAAAUAUUAAAAACUAGUCGUAAACACAUAGCCAUAGCACCGAUAAAUAUUUCAAACCUUAAAAUAAAAUAGUAAUCUAUAAUAAUAGUAAUAAAAGAAAGAAAGAAACACGUAAUGCCUGCAUGUGAAUAACGAGAGAUAUUCCAUUCCUUAUAAAUAAUUGCUCAAAAUAAAAACUUGUAUUAUAUAUG
Molecule: messenger RNA, 3221 nt
Organism: Ooceraea biroi (clonal raider ant)
Lineage: Eukaryota; Metazoa; Arthropoda; Insecta; Hymenoptera; Formicidae
Biological process (GO): sensory perception of smell; detection of chemical stimulus involved in sensory perception of smell
Cellular component (GO): plasma membrane
Molecular function (GO): odorant binding; olfactory receptor activity
Source: RefSeq, a predicted model, not a curated record